Cladophialophora immunda is the source of this 5228-nucleotide messenger RNA. RefSeq lists its product as uncharacterized. The coding region runs from base 265 to 4833 and encodes 1522 amino acids. The record is from RefSeq and is a predicted model, not a curated record. NCBI's taxonomy places the organism in Eukaryota, Fungi, Ascomycota, Eurotiomycetes, Chaetothyriales, Herpotrichiellaceae. Gene Ontology annotation, molecular function: protein binding. The transcript has 4 exons.
CACGAACUGUCCUGCGUUGAUUUUCUGGCACCUAUAACAAUCGACAUCUACAAGUCGCCAAUAUCUCAUCCUGUAAAAUCAUCACGCAUAUCCCGCGAUAUUUCUCGUCCGUCGUUCGACCCCGUCCCCGCGCCUGGCAGAUCAGCCUGUUCUCCCACGAACUCACGCGCCCAUAUACCGCAUUUCACUCUCGACUCCCCCCAAAAAGCUACUUUCGACGGACCCUGUCCACGUUACGACUUCCAUUCCUCCAUUCCCUCGAAAAUGCCUUCUCCAUUCGGGUCUACCUUUGCCUCUGCUGCUGCUAGCACGAAUGGUGACAAUUCUGGGAAUAGAAGGGACACGGCGGGCUCAAAUGACUGGUCCAGAAGCCGUGUCAACGGCGCCCCGCAAACCUUUCGCAGAGUCUCUCAAGCAACCGCACAUUCACAGACACAAUCACAGACUCGAGAAAACGCGAGUGUAGCAUCGUCCACUGCGAACAACGGCGGUGUGUACAUUCCUCCACACCUCAACUCCGCCAUCCCUACCAUGCCUCGAAACGCUCCUCUUGGCGACACCCGCUACUCCAAGGAUCAACUUCUCAACAUAUUCCAAAAUCUCAAAGAAUCAUCGGCUUUGGACCGGAACCUUGAAGAUAUCUUUUUGGGGACGUGGAAUCCUUUGGACGGUCAAAACGGGGCAGGCGGUCACGGUGCCGGCGGUGAUGGAAAAGACCAGACCCCGGGGCCAGAGGUCUGUUGGAGCUACAACAUAAAUCCAGAGCCGUUUGGUUUAAGGGGCAUGACAGAGGAGGAGAAAUCGCUCUUUUCCGGUUCGGUCAACUCGCCAAUCAAACCGCAGCAAAAUACCACCAAAGACAGCACUGGAGUGGGUGUAAUUGGCGGGCGCAAGGCUUCUCUAUCAAACUACAGCAGCACGACUGGAACUUCCAGACCAGGAACGCGUCGUCGGGAGACGAGUGAAUCUUUCAUGAGUAAUGGGCCGAUGUCACCUGUAGAAACGAAGACCUUUUUCCGGACCGAAUCGAACACUGCGACCCCUCCGCCUGCUUUGCUACGACGUCGAACGGAUUACAAGGAGGAAGAAGCCACGCCCACUACAAAAGAAGACCCCGAGCCGGACGAAACCCCAGAGUCCCAACCUUCGUUUCCGGGACUGCGCCGAGCAGGCACUGGACCUCUAAGCGCAGGCUUAAAUCCUCCAUCCGCAUCACCCUGGUCAGCUGGAGGGCAAGGGUCGGCAUUUGGAUCUAUGGGUACAUUUGGCAGCUUUGCGAUAGGUGCGGCAAGCACGCCAACCGAAUCCGCCGACAAACGACCUGGCUUUGGUAGCGCGCGCAGUGCGAGUCGCUUCAAGGAUCUUUUGUCCAAGUCGAGUUCGGAAGAUGUCUCACAACCUGGCAAAGACAAGGGUCUUUUUGGAGCGCUUGAGAAGCUGCCGGAAGAAGAUGUGGACGCCAGCCAGGCGAGGUUGCGCGACGAGCUCAAGACGCGGCCUGGUCGUAGUGAGACCAACCCAUAUGAGGACGCACCAGUGCGGGCAGGCAGCGCAGCUUUAGGUGGCGCUCAGGAGGUCAUACCAGCCAGCGUAGGCAUCGAACAAAUGGGCAUGUCCGCGCUCGGUCCACAUGCAGCGAUUGGCACCCGUGACUUCGGCCACGAUGAAGGAUACCAGCAGACACCCCACGGACGAUACAACCUCCACGAACCCAUGAGCCCAACGAACACCAACCCAUAUCAAAGUCCUCACGGCCGUGUUGAUGAUGAUGAGCGUGACACAAAUGACUCCGCCUCCCAGGCUUCAGGUCUCCCGCCCUUUGGCGGCGCUGCACGUCGAAACAUGUAUUCUAGUUCUGACGAUCGAAGCCAUUCAGCAAGCGGCCUCCGCAGUGCCAGUGGGUUUGGUGGCCUGUCGGGCUUUGGUGGGCUCGGCGGCAAUCCCACUUGGUCUGGCGCUGGUAUCGGAUCGAGCAAACCUGCAAUGGAUCGAGGGAUUUCGGCCGCAUUUGGCGACCCAAUAUUCAGUCCUCUGUCCGAAUUGCAGUCACCAGGUGGCCUCGGAGGCGGCUUCGGUGGAUUUGGCUCUGGAGGACGGGCUGCUCGGCUGGGAGCCAUGUUGCCUGCGGCGAUGCAAGAACAAAUUCGAGGGGAUAGCAGAAACGAGACUGCAUCUUUUGACUCUCGGCCAGACAGUGCUCAGCAACAUCCUAUGCGCGACCCUUUCGACGGUACGAACCGUCGACAAGACGAGUUUGGUCAUCCGUCUAGUCUCUUCGAAGAGUCUCCUUCUAUGAGGAGUGUCGAAGAACCUCUGAAUUCCAACCAGCCUGCUCAGUUUGGACCUCCGAGCUCGGGACCUCCAACGACAUCGGUUUCGAUAUCUGGAUCAGCUUCGCAGACGGCGGCACCGAGAACGGGCGGCUCGGAUAACUAUCAAGCCGGCCAUGGACUCAGCCAAUCGAGCGGAAGUAAUUCUUCGAGUCAGUUGCCAGCUGCGCAACAGCGACAAAUGGUCAUGCCAGACCGGAUGCGCUGGAUCUACCGUGACCCUCAAGGAAAUACUCAAGGACCAUGGUCAGGGCUAGAGAUGCACGACUGGUUCAAAGCCGGCUUCUUUACGGCCGAGCUACAGGUGAAGAAACUUGAGGACACCGAAUUUGAGCCUCUUGCCCAACUAGUGAGACGCAUAGGUAACUCUCGCGAGCCUUUCUUGGUGCCUCAAAUUGGUGUUCCCCACGGUCCUCCCACCGCUGGCCCAGGAAAUAACUGGGCCAAUCCGUCUAUGGGAGGAGCUGCUGGUGGCACUGCCCAACCACCCUUUGCUAACAGCUUCCCAAGCUUUGGCACGACUUUGACCGCUGAGCAACAGAACGCUCUGGAAAGACGUAAGCAAGAAGAGCAGUACCUCAUGGCAAGACAAAAGGAACAUCUAGCGCAACAGCAGAUGGCUAUGAAGAUGCAGAUGCAAAAUGGCAUGCACUCCUUGCACCAUCAUUCGAGCGCCCACUCUCUGCAAAGCCAACCUAGCUUCGGAAGCAUCACUUCGCCUACCGGUUAUCAGCCCUCACCAAUCCAGCCAUUGAUGCAACCUCCGCAGCAAAGUCUACCGUUCGCCCAUCACGCUGGACCUCCUGCAGGACCAACCUUUGGCCGCGAAGAUGAUAUCCACAACAUGAUGGACCGUCUGAGCUUCACUCAACGUGCAAAUUUACCCUUUGCAGGCGCCCCUUUAGGUCCUCCACCGCCAGAGGCUGGCCCUUCAUCCCAACAAGUCAACACCAUGCUUCAAGAUAGGGCUCGGCUGCAGCAACAACAACAGCAGCAAGCCGAUAUGCGCGGUCAUCAGGACGCUUUUUUAGGCCCACAGGGCCGCAACGAGCGGCUGGACGAGUUCCACAGACUACGUGGACAAAUAGACAUACCAGCUGGUCGUCUCGGCCCUGAAGAGCCUCGACCUCAACCCAUUGGUGCACCACGUCAAAUUAGCGAGCCACCUACCACGUCGGCGCCACCAAAGGUUCCGGCCCCAAUUGGACAUGCUGCCGUUACUGCCAAGCCAGAGCCAGAGCCACUGUCUUUAGCCCAACAAGUGCAGAUUGCAGCAGCUAGCCAACAGGCUGCUGCUGAAGAAAGUGCGUGGGCAAAGAAAGACACUCCCGUAGAACCUCCACCGGUCUCGAUUUCACCCCUGCCCGCCCCUGCGGCCCAGCGCAAUAGGCAACACGUUGCCGACGCCCUAGCCGCGGAGUCUAGAUCAGCAACCCAAACACCUAUCGAGACGCCUGUCGUCUCCGUUGCACCAUGGGCCGAGCGCACCGCCGAACAUGCCAAAGGUCCAUCUUUGAAGGAAAUUCAAGAAGCUGAAGCUAGACGUGCCGCGGAACAGGAAGAAAUCGCUGCGGCGGCUCGACGUGCACAGGCGGAGCAGGAAAGAUUGGCUCAAGUUCAGGUUCCCGCUCCCGCCCCCGGCCUUCCAUCAACGUCAACCUGGGGCAGCUCUACGUCACCUGCGACCCCCGGGGCACAAACCGCUUCUGUCUGGGCGAAGCAACACCCUGUCAAAACAGGUACCGGAACGAAUGCAGCUCCGAAGAAGACGCUGGCCCAGAUCCAGAAAGAGGAAGAGUCUCGCAAACAGCGGGCUGCCGCCGCGGCAGCAGCUGCAGCGAGCGCACAAAAUGCUAGUAAUUCAGUCACUGCUUCAGCCGGCAAGAGAUACGCUGAACUUGCUGGCAAAGCUGCUCCGGCAAACCCCCCCGCGUCGGGCGGCGUCUGGACGACUGUGGGCUCGGGCGGUAAGGCCAAGGCCCCGCCUGCUGUCGUCGCAACGCCCCAGCCAGUCUCACGCACGGUGUCGGCGAGCAGCGCACCCAAGGCACGACCAACUCUCCAAACACCUCGCAACACCACCCUCACCAACCAGAGCAAAGCCAAUGAAGAAUUUACCAAGUGGAUCAAGGGGUCACUCGGGAAGGGGCUGAACAGCGGUAUCAACUUGGAUAAUUUCGUUCAAGACCUGCUGCAGCUCCCACCCGAAGUCGAAAUCAUAUCAGAUAGUGUCUAUGCGAGUUCGCAGACCCUUGAUGGACGUCGCUUUGCAGAGGAGUUUGUCCGCCGCCGGAAGCUCGCCGAUAAGGGCGUCGUGGAACCUGCCACUGGAGUUCAGCCAAUGAUGGGGAUCGGCGGAAGCGCAGACACCAAGGGGGCGGGCGGCGCGGGAGGUGGCUGGAGCGAGGUUGCAAAGAAAGGGCCGGCGAAUGCCAGUGCCGCGAAGGAGGAGAGCAAUGCGCAAUUCAAGGUUGUUGCCACGAAGAAGAAGGGGAAGCGAUGAAAUGAGCAAUGAGAAUGGGAGGACGUGUGCGAUGAGUAACCCGUUGAGGAGAUGAAGAGGGCAGAAACCGCCAUGUGCUGUCGAGCUGAAGGUUCAUUUGUCCAGAGGAGAGCAAGACAUGCGAGUUUUGAAAUGUGACAAAUGCAAUGAUACGACGCCACUUGGCCAAGGGUUCUUCGAAUUGAUGCCAUGCAUGAGUAGACGCGGUCUCGUUUCUUGUUUAUCAUCCCCUUGAAGAGGUGAUGGACACCGUUAGCACCGUUUCCCACGCAAGUCCAGCGUAUCUGUUCCCAGAAGAGAGCCGUCACCGAGACUCGUGGGCUGCUUCUGGAGGACACACCCUUACAGGGCAUGCAUGAUGGAAUUCACGAUUCCCUGCGCAGUCAGUUGGAGUC